This is a messenger RNA of Acaromyces ingoldii, 1882 nucleotides long. RefSeq lists its product as hypothetical. The record is from RefSeq and is a predicted model, not a curated record. The transcript has 3 exons. NCBI's taxonomy places the organism in Eukaryota, Fungi, Basidiomycota, Exobasidiomycetes, Exobasidiales, Cryptobasidiaceae. Bases 190 to 1779 code for a protein of 529 amino acids.
ACCUCUGAUUGCAGCUUCGUUCACGCACCCACUCCUAAAGGAGGGGAGCGAGGGUCUAUUUCUUCGGCCGAGAUAUCUGCGCCUCUUUCAGACUAGCUUAAAGUUGGAAGUGCAUGCCCUGUUUGCCACCAUCAGCCACCACUCACCGGGAAUCACCACUCAAUCAACUCGCUUGCGUUAGCCUCCUCCAUGGCUGGCCCGUUUCAGCUUGGCGUUCAUCGCCUUGUUGAAAAGGGUCUAGCCACGGCCAGGCAGGCGGUGCGGCUCAAGGUCGUCCGCAAACCGUGCAGUGGCUUCUCACCCGGGUCGGUCCACGAUGCCGGCCAAGCAGGCAGUCGCUUCACCCGCUACUCGUCGCCAGCUUCUUACAAUGACGUCCACUCAUCGCUGAGCCGUGCAGGUCGUCUCUUUUAUGAGCAUUGCUGGAUCCCAGCGUUCAAGGGAGUUCGUGUGCAAUCUGUGCCUUCCUAUGCUCAGCCAGUCCGUCCCGACUCGUUCGGCACCAUGAAAUUCCGCCUGAACAAGGGUCGCUCAUCCAACUUCCGAUCCAUGCGCUCCGAUGUCCAGCUGUCUUCUCCGAAUUAUUCUCGAUGGCAACCCACCGCUUCUCAAAGCACCGGCUUCCAUCAUGGGUAUACUUUUGCAUGGAACGCGCCCUUAUUCCCCCGCGCUUUGGCUGGUGAGGUUGACGACGAGUUCCGAAACUCAAGGCGCAAGAAGGGAUCGCGGACUGGCGUUGCCAGCCCAACUCGCCGGUCUCGCGUUCUCGAUUCGGUCGAGGAAGCCAAGAUGGCCAAGUGGGCGGGCCGAGCCAUCCCAGUGAAGAUUGAGCAUCUUAGGACCAUUUCUGGCUCCUCCCUUUCCAAGUCAGGCAGCUCGAGUUUUGGCGUCGACGAAGCCCUUGAGGAGAUCUCCGCAAUUCAUUCGGACGAGGUUUCUGAUUGGUCGCCCUCUGCCAUCGAGCGACAAAUGGAGCAAUUUUUUGCUCCGACGCAGAACCAGGGGAAACGCAGCACUCGGGAGUCUUGCUAUCUGGUCAUGCCAUUGGAACCGAGCCUUGGCCCAUUCCUUGUUCAAGACAACAUCGAUGAGAUUGGGCUGUUUGGACCUGAGGUCAUGCAAGCUAUUGGGAGGAUCGGCGAUGCCUACGAGCGACACCAAAGCCGACGUCUCAAUCCUCUGCAAGACUUCUUACUGGAGUUCCGUCCGCUUUUAGGGGAAACGGAAACAAGAUACGCCUACCUGGACGGUCACCGUCGAGAAUUCUUCGUGGUCGUCCAUUUCAAGGAGCGUUGCGAGAAUAGAAUUGUCGAGGCGAUGCAGGACUGCUUCAGCCGCGAGCGAUUCGGGUACUACAAACAAUUCCUGCAACCCGCCGGUUGUUCUUCUCUGGAAGAGCAGACCUCGGUUUCAGAACCACCCAGCGACCUCGAUCCGAAUGUCCAGGGCUUUGGAGCAGGUCCCGACGGAAACGCUGCUCCCGUCUCGUCAGAAGUAGGAUCGCUCCAAGCCGCCGCCGAUGAGUCGUACGUUGCGCUCGACCACGGUACAACUGUAGGACGUCCAGGCGACUCCUUCAUCAUGCCCAUCCCUGCGAACGAUCCAACCGAGAUUGCCAAUCUCGAUUCGAGCCCCGAUCGUUGGGAUGUCACCGAAUGCCAAUCGCUCUCGUGGAAUUCGUCGUGGUCACAAUUCGGCUGCUCUGACCUCUUCUCCGUCGAGAGCCGACUCGGCGAGAGCGACGACAACGUCUCGCAGUACGGUGGCACCCUGGUCUAGUAAAUAGCUCUUUUCCCUUCUUCUGACUUUGUUUCGGUUUCGUACCUUCGCCGAGGACCCGUCCAUGGACACCUCCCACACGCUCAUUUGGCUGCUCCCACAU